Molecule: messenger RNA, 3299 nt
Organism: Passer domesticus (house sparrow)
Lineage: Eukaryota; Metazoa; Chordata; Aves; Passeriformes; Passeridae
Gene: PTGER3
Product: prostaglandin E receptor 3
Exons: 2
Coding region: 58-1149 (363 amino acids)
Biological process (GO): phospholipase C-activating G protein-coupled receptor signaling pathway; inflammatory response; positive regulation of cytosolic calcium ion concentration
Cellular component (GO): plasma membrane
Molecular function (GO): prostaglandin E receptor activity
Source: RefSeq, a predicted model, not a curated record
GCUGCCGGCUCCGUGUCCGCUCCGUGCCCGCUCCCCGCGGGAGCUGCCGGCCCCGGGAUGAGCCCCUGGCAGCAGCGCCCGCCCAACGCCAGCGCGGCCGGCGGGCCGGGCCCGCGGGGGAACGGCACGGGCCGGGCGGCCGAGCGCGGCAGCGCCGUGUCCGUGGCCAUCCCGCUGACCAUGAUGCUGACGGGCAUCGUGGGCAAUGCCCUGGCCAUGCUGCUCGUGUCCCGCAGCUACCGCGCCAAGGGCAGCCGCAGGAAGCGCUCCUUCCUGCUGUGCAUCGGCUCGCUGGCGCUCACCGACAUGCUGGGCCAGCUGCUCACCAGCCCCAUCGUCAUCUCCGUGUACCUGUCGGGCCGGCCCUGGGCGGCCAUGGACCCCUCGGGCCGCCUCUGCGACUUCUUCGGCUUCAGCAUGACGGUGUUCGGGCUGUGCCCGCUGCUGAUCGCCAGCGCCAUGGCCGUGGAGCGGGCGCUGGCCAUCCGCGCCCCGCACUGGUACGCCAGCCACAUGAGCCCGCGGGCCGCCGAGCGCGGCCUGGCCGCCAUCUGGGCCGCCGGCGUGGCCUUCGCGCUGCUGCCGCUGGCCGGGCUGGGCCGCUACGCGCUGCAGUGGCCCGGCACCUGGUGCUUCAUCAGCACGGCCGGCGGCAGCGCCUUCGCCGCCGCCUUCGCCGCGCUGGGGCUGCUGUCCCUCGUGGUCACCGGCGCCUGCAACCUGGCCACCAUCGAGGCGCUGGUGUCGCGCUGCCGCGCCAAGGCCGGCGCGCCGCAGCCCGGCUCCCGCUGGGGCCGCAUCGCCACCGAGACGCUGCUGCAGCUGCUGGGCAUCAUGUGCGUGCUCUCGGCCUGCUGGGCACCGCUGCUGGUGACCAUGCUGCGGAUGGUGUCGGAGCCGGCCGGGCCGUGCCGGGGCGGCUGGGAGCGCUGGGAGCCGCGCCGGGAGUGCAACCUGCCGCUGACGGCCGUGCGCCUGGCCUCGCUCAACCAGAUCCUGGACCCCUGGGUGUACCUGCUGCUGCGCCGCUUCCUGCUGCGCCGCGUCUGCCAGGCCGCCAGCGCUGUCUCGCACUGCUCCAACGCCGAGUGCAGGGACAGGGACAGGGCCCUCACCCUGUCCGAGGAGAUCCGCCGCACCGCGGCCUAGGGACACUGCACCACGGCCCGGGGACACCACCAUGGCCUGGGGACACUGGGCAAUGGCCUGGGGACACCACCAUGGCCUGGGGACACCACCAUGGCCUGGGGACACCACCAUGGCCUGGGGACACCGCACCGCGGCCCGGGGACACCACCAUGGCCUGGGGACACCACCAUGGCCUAGGGACACCACCAUGGCCUGGGGACACCACCAUGGCCUGGGGACACUGGGCAAUGGCCUGGGGACACCACCAUGGCCUGGGGACACCACCAUGGCCUGGGGACACCACCAUGGCCUGGGGACACUGGGCAAUGGCCUGGGGACACCACCAUGGCCUGGGGACACCACCAUGGCCUGGGGACACCGCACCGCGGCCCGGGGACACCACCAUGGCCUGGGGACACCACCAUGGCCUGGGGACACCGCACCGCGGCCCGGGGACACCACCAUGGCCUGGGGACAUCCAACAAUGGCCUGGGGACACCGCACCGCGGCCUGGGGACACCACCAUGGCCUGGGGACACCGCACCACGGCUUGGGGACAUCCAGCAAUGGCCUGGAGACACUGCACCAUGGCCUGAGGGACAUCCAACAAUGGCCUGGAGACACUGCACCGUGGCUUGGGGACAUCCAGCAAUGUCCUGAGGACACUGCACCACGGCCUGGGGACAUCCAACAAUGGCCUGGGGACAUCCAACAAUGGCCUGGAGACAUCCCACAGUGGCCUGGGGACAUCCAACAAUGGCCUGGGGACACUGCACAAUGGCCUGGGGACAUCCCACAGUGGCCUGAGGGGACAUCCAACAAUGGACUGAGAGGACAUUCCCACAGUGGCCUGAGGGACACUGCACAAUGGCCUGAGGGGACAUUCCCACAGCUCCGGGAGCUGCAGCCACCUGGAAACCCUCCUGGAAUCUGCUCCCUGCUGGCAUCCUCUCGGUGUCACUGCUUGGACCCAGAGUGCCACAUUCUUCCUGCAGAAGUGCUGGGAUACAGCAGGACAGGACACUCCACGGUCACUGGUGGCUGAGCUGCACAAAGGGAUGAGGACAGUCCACGGUCCCUGCAGAACAGGAUGAGGACAGUCCAUGGUCCCUGCAGAAUGGGAUGAGGACAGUCCAUGGUCCCUGCAGAACGGGAUGAGGACAGUCCAUGGUCCCUGCAGAACGGGAUGAGGACAAUCCAUGGUCACUGCAGAAUGGGAUGAGGACAGUCCAUGGUCACUGCAGAACAGGAUGAGGACAGUCCAUGGUCCCUGCAGGAUGGGAUGAGAACGGUCCAUGGUCACUGCCACUGGUGGCUGAGAUGCAGAACUGGAUGAGGACAUUGCAUGGUCCCUGCAAAUAGGAUGAGGACAUUCCCUGGUCACUGCCACUCGUGGUGAGAUGCACAGUGGGAGGUCUUGUGGGCCUAAAGUGGAGCCUGAGGGGGCUUCUCUUGUUUUAAGGUGGAAAAAAUUGCUUUCCUGACAGCCAACAGACUGUAGAGAUGGAAUUACUACGGGGAGUCACUCCUGAGAAUGUUUAAUACUAACAUGUCCUUCAGACAGUCCUUCCUCCUCUUUUCUGGAGGGGCAAGGGGAGACAGGGAGAAAAACUACAGGAAUAAGGAAAAGAAAUGAAAUUUGAUUGGAUUUCAGUGUCUUGAAACUGAGCAGGGGUGGUGGCAGUGGGGGAACAUCCAUCCCUUCCAGGAACUGAAGGCAGCACGAGCUCCUGAGUCACAGAUGUGUGCUGAUAAACACUUGAGGAGGGUUCACACUGGGGCCGGGGGAGAAAUCCCUGAUUUUUCCCUGUGGAAUGCCCAGGCAGGCUGGAAUUGCUGCUUGCACAGCACCCUCGGAGCUGCUGGAGGGAGAGGGGCUGGAGAAGGGGCUGUGCUCGUGCUCUCCUGGGAAGUGCCCCUGUCCAGGCACCAUGGCAAAGUGCUGUGUGAGGAGUGGGGUUGGCACUCGGUCCCUGCAGCGCCCUGCAGGGUGGCCAGAGCAGCUCAGAGAGCUCAGCUCCUCCUCCAGAAACACAAAUGUGGCAGCUCCGGGAGGUUUUAAACUGCAGCAGACUGGAAGUGUCAGAAUUUGUCAGGUCUUUUCCCAAAGAAACUUCCAUGGUUUAGUUACAAACUCAGUUCCAAUCCAUUUGUGCCACAUCUGAAACUUU